Molecule: messenger RNA, 423 nt
Organism: Mucor velutinosus
Lineage: Eukaryota; Fungi; Mucoromycota; Mucoromycetes; Mucorales; Mucoraceae
Exons: 2
Coding region: 1-423 (140 amino acids)
Source: RefSeq, a predicted model, not a curated record
AUGAUACCUCGAUUACCACCAUUUUUACUAGCUCUUGUUGGAGGAGCAUCUAUAUAUGGCAUUAAAUUUAUGCUGGAUCGCUUUGAGCCCAAGGCAAUAGGCCCACCUGGAUCAACCGAACACAUUGAAAGGGUGUUGAGAUAUAGACAAAAUCUCAAAAGAGUAGCCAUUGCAUCGGCUGUCUCUGGCGCUGUUUAUGGAGUGUAUUGGAUGUACGAUGCCCGCCAGCACCGCCCCUCACCCUCAGUAAUCAGCAAUGCAAAUGAAGGUUUUUAUCAGGAUCAAUACAGCGAAAGAGACAAGAGAUUCCAAAGCGAACAUCUGAAGCGCCAGAUGGCAGAAAGAGAAAAAGAAUUGGCUGCCAAACAACAUUUAGAGCAAGAAGUGACAGCCAUGGAAGAUGCAUUAAAAAAGAACAAAUAA